GCAAUGAGAUUGUCGAGCUUGGGUUGCAGCCUCUGCGUGGUGUGAGAACGAGACUCAGAAAAAGAAAAGAGAGAGAAAGAAAAUCGAAGGCCACGAAGCUCGCAUCGCUUCCCAGAAGAAGACGACGCUUCCCAGCUGUUCCGUUUUGGAAUCAUUCUGCUACAUGAUGCUGAAGAAGUGACACAGAAAUUUAUUCAGUGCACAGAACACUGAUACCCAUGGCAGGACUUGUCUCUGGGGAACUGUCACAUCAUGGAGCACCUGAUGGCAACUCUUCUAAAAGUUCUAAGGACACCCAGGAAGAAACACUGGGUCGCUGGUAUAUGUCCAGGAAAGAAAUAGAGGAGAAUUCCCCGUCAAGAAAAGAUGGAGUUGACUUGAAGAAAGAGACAUAUCUGCGCAAGUCAUACUGUACAUUCUUACAGGAUUUAGGCAUGAGACUUAAAGUGCCUCAGGUUACUAUAGCUACAGCGAUAAUAUUUUGUCAUCGGUUCUUUCUUCGACAAUCUCAUGCAAAGAACGACAGAAGGACCAUUGCAACUGUCUGUAUGUUCCUUGCUGGGAAGGUUGAAGAGACUCCUCGUCCAUUGAAGGAUGUUAUUCUUGUUUCUUACGAGAUCAUUCACAAAAAGGAUCCUGCAGCUGCACAAAGGAUAAAACAGAAGGAUGUAUAUGAGCAGCAGAAAGAACUAAUUUUACUUGGAGAGAGGGUUGUACUGGCCACUUUAGCAUUUGACCUGAAUGUUCAACACCCCUAUAAGCCCCUUGUCGAGGCUAUAAAGAAGUUCAAUGUUGCAAAGAAUGCCCUUGCACAAGUUGCAUGGAACUUUGUUAAUGAUGGGCUGAGGACAUCGCUCUGCCUGCAAUUUAAGCCACAUCAUAUUGCAGCAGGUGCCAUUUUCCUUGCUGCCAAGUUCCUGAAAGUGAAGCUUCCAUCAGAUGGGGAGAAGGUUUGGUGGCAAGAGUUUGAUGUCACCCCACGUCAACUAGAGGAAGUUAGCAAUCAAAUGUUGGAACUCUAUGAGCAGAAUAGAAUACCACCAUCUCAAGGAAGUGAAGUAGAAGGAAGUGGUGGAGGGGCAACGAGAUCUGCUACAAAAGCUCCUGGUUUGAAUGAGGAGCAGGCCUCAAAACAUACAUCCUCACAUCCAGCUCCGCAUCACUCAUCUGCAGAAAAUCAUGUGGUAGCACCUAGGGGAACAGAAAACCAAAGCAAUGAUGGGAGUGCAGAAAUGGGCAGUGACAUUACUGACCACAAGGCUGACCUGGAAAUAAGAGAGUCCCGGAACUCUGAACAGUUUCCUCUGAAAGAUAACAAGAGAGAAGUAGCAAAUAGAUCUAAAUCUGGGACCGAACGCAUAGUUUCAGGAGACCAGGAUAGAAUUGUUGGGACAAAGGAGGCUUCAGAAGUAGGAAGGAGGGAUGAUCUGGGUUCGCAUAAGUAUAGCAGUGUCGGUCGAAAUAUGGAGCUUCGUGAAGGUCCUGUUGGUCACUCACCCAAAGAAGCAAUGAAGAUGAUUGACACAGACAAAGUGAAGGCUGCACUGGAAAAAAGGAGGAAGGAACGAGGGGAAAUGACCUUAAAGAAAGAUGUCAUGGAUGAGGAUGAUCUCAUUGAGAGGGAGCUCGAAGAUGGCGUUGAAUUAGCAGUUGAGGACGAGAAAAACAAGCGCGAGAGAAGACGGAACUGGUCUAAACUGGACGAGGCAGAUCACGGUGACCAUGAGGAAACCGGAGAUGGUAAACACACAAGCAUGAAGGGACAAUUACAGAAAGACAUGAAUGCAGACAAUGCAGAAGAGGGGGAGAUGUUAGAUGAUGCUUCAUCCCUGUCUAACAAUCGCAAGAGAAAGAUGGGAAGUCCUCCUCCGGGUAGGCAACCGGAGAUGAAAAAGCGGGGUACUUCCGGUCUCUCUGAGGAUGGAAAUGUGAAAGGUAGAGUUGGCUAUGACUAUGAGGAAUGAUGAGGAAAAAUCCUUGCUGAGGUGAAUGUUCUACUGUCCUUGAUUUGGUUUCUGUGAUUUGCCUUAGAAAGUUGCAAAUGAAUGAAUUUGGAGGAUGCUAUGCUCUUGUAUGCGUUGCACAUUUCUUAUUUAAGGAACGGAAUGCCUCAAUUUUGGUAGUGACAUUGAAAGCUUACCUAUUUAAUAUGUAUUUCUACCUGAGUUCCCUUCCUUAAAAAAAAAGAAGGAAAAAAAUUCAAUGAUCGAGAUUUGAGAGCUGUAAUUGGCAAAGCAAGAAUUUCAAGUAUCUGUUAGAUCUAUCUACCUCGGCUACUUAAGAAAAGUAACACGUCAGUUUCAACCCAUAGAGAAUUGGGUUGAGAAUCCACUGAAUGUUACCAUUUCACUUAAAUAUAUAAAUGCAAUAGAUAUGUAAGUGAAUUUAAACACUUCAUUUCGUCCAAACACCAAAAUGAUAUUGGUCUACCAUUUUGUUA
This is a messenger RNA of Arachis duranensis, 2440 nucleotides long. RefSeq names its product cyclin-T1-3. Gene Ontology annotation, molecular function: cyclin-dependent protein serine/threonine kinase activator activity. Gene Ontology annotation, cellular component: nucleus; cyclin/CDK positive transcription elongation factor complex. NCBI's taxonomy places the organism in Eukaryota, Viridiplantae, Streptophyta, Magnoliopsida, Fabales, Fabaceae. The record is from RefSeq and is a predicted model, not a curated record. Bases 219 to 1964 code for a protein of 581 amino acids. Gene Ontology annotation, biological process: positive regulation of DNA-templated transcription, elongation; regulation of transcription by RNA polymerase II. The transcript is spliced from 7 exons.